AAAAAAAAUAAAUAAAUAAAACAAGCAUUUACAUUUGUGUUUUUGAAAUAUUUAUUUAUUGUUAGAGAGAAAUAUCCAGUGCAUUUAAGUUGUAUUACGAAUUUUUUGAACGUGAAUAAUUAGUUUUUAUUGAGAAAAGAAAACAACAACAACAAACAAAAGUUUCCAUUUCAUUUAGAACAACAAAGUGUCAAUCAAAAAAAUUUGUUGUGUUUUGAAAUAACACAAAGGCGAAUAACUCACAAAAACUUGUCAAUUUAGACAAGUUUAAAAUCAAAUUUUUGCAAAAAAAAAAGAAACGAAAUAUAGUUUUUGGUGUAUUUGACACUAAAUACCGUUACCAAGAACCAUCCGGAUAUCAAAAAAUGUCCAUGAAUAUGAAAAUGAUGAUUAUGGGAGUAUUUCUUUUGGCAGCUGUUUUAAAAACCAAAGCUGCCGACCCCAAUCCCAGCAAUCGCCUACAGUGCUGGCAUUGUAGCUCCGACACAAUUGGCUCUGAGGACUUUUGUGGUGAAGUUUUCAACGAAGACAACAUACCUGUAGAUUUGCUCAAGGAACGCAAUCUAAGCGUGUUGCGUGCCUGUAAUAGCAGCAUUAAAUCGGAGCAUGAAAGGCCAGUUUGUCGUAAAACCGUGGAAGAAGUUAAUGGCCAGACGAUAGUAAAACGCUUCUGUUACUAUACCAACAAAUCGGAUACUUUGAAUCAUUGCAUGGAUGAUCCCACCGAGAAAAAUGUCCAUCGCAUUUUCUGUGAAGAUUGUCUGACGGAGAAAUGUAAUGGCGCCAUUGGGAUGGGUGGUAAUUUGUUGGGUCUCCUUUCGGCUGCCGUCACCUUGAUAAUUGUCGUGGUGGGCAAGCAUGUCAGUGUUUAAACGUUUUCAGCGGAAUGGUGGCUAAAUAAUUUACGAAAUGUAUACUUUAUGUGGAGCAGCACAAGAAAAUUAAAACACAAAAAAAAAAAACGAUGGAAACUAAAUAGUAAUCCUCCCUCCCUCCAAACCUCCCCCUCCUACACACCUAAUAACUUCCGUAAUUACAAUUAAGCCAACCAAAAAAAAAAAAUGAGUGGAUUUAUUCUUUUAUAAUUAUUUUGUGAUAUUUUUGUUGUUAGUCACUUGAUUUAAUCUAAUUUUAAGAAUUAAUUUAUUAAGUAGUUAGUACGCAAAUUAAUUUAAUGAUAUAUAGUUUUAAAAAGUAUGGGAAAUAUACAGCUAUGUCCACGAUUUCCGAUCAAUUGAAAACAGUCACUUGUGUAAUUGUAUUUUCUUCUCUAAAAAGUUUAUUUUUUUAAUAUUAAUUAAUUUAAAUAAAUAUAUUUAUUUUUACACAGUUUUGUUCUGUGAUCUUAAUUUUAGCUUUAUUUUAUCUAAGAAUGAGAACUUUAGAAGUUAUAUUUUAAAAGUAAAUAAGUCAAAAUUUAUAUAAAAAUUAAUUUUCAAAAUUUAAAAAAAAAAAUAUUAACAAAAAAUUUCUUAAAUUAUAAAAACCGAAACAAAAAUCCGAUUUUCAAAAUGUUAAUGGAAAAGUUUUAAAGAAGAGAAGCUUUUGACAAACUGCCUUAAGUUCGCCUUGAUAUUAUUUUAUACCUAAGAUUUAAAAAUAUAUUUUAUAAGCAUCUAUUUCGCCAUAUUUGUAAAUGUUCAAUGUACACAAAUACAUAAUUAAAUAAAUUAACAAGAAAAAAACAACCUUCGAAAUAUGACAGAAAAAAGAAAACCAAAUAAAGUUACUUUAAAACC
Molecule: messenger RNA, 1739 nt
Organism: Musca domestica (house fly)
Lineage: Eukaryota; Metazoa; Arthropoda; Insecta; Diptera; Muscidae
Gene: twit
Exons: 3
Coding region: 366-872 (168 amino acids)
Biological process (GO): sleep; positive regulation of voltage-gated potassium channel activity; regulation of synaptic transmission, cholinergic
Source: RefSeq, a predicted model, not a curated record